AUGUCACAAUCUCGCCAGAAGCGGUAUUCUAUAAAUUUUUCGGCCCCAGCAUCCCCGAUUUCGCCGACUGUGGCCCGGUUUCCGUCGGAUGGAUCAAGUGGAUCGCACUGCAUCAGACCGCUAUCUUCGAGAACGCAAUCGGCUCGGCCGUCAUCAGCGUAUGGAUUGGGUGUGAGUCGGUCGGAAUCGCAUAGAAAUGGAUCGAUCAAGUCGUUUUACCGCAUCCCCACUGAUCAGCAAAACGUGUCACUCGACUCUUUGACCGGUUCGUCCUCGAUCAAGCUGCUUCUGAUUGGAGAUGCAGCGGUCGGAAAAACAGCCAUGAUUCUGAGCUACUGCAACGAGCUCCCCACGCGGUCUCAGGCCAGCAUAAUAGCCAAAGGCAGUCCCAGAGCUCCCUCGUUGGUGUCGCAGAGAAACAAACGGUUACAAAACCUGAAGACGAUCGACAAACGCAAAAGGUACAGUCUCAACGACUACGAGGAAUUGUUUAACAACCCGACUUUGAGUCACGGAACUCCAUCUAUCCUGGAAGAGGCGCAGUCAGAUUCCAAACAGGACCGCGAAGAUCCAAACGAAAUUAUUAUAGAUACAAGAAGCACAAUCGGCGUGGAUAUCCGAACAAAUUUGGUCAACAUCGACAACCGCUAUUUCAAAGUCACAAUGUGGGAUACUGCUGGUCAGGAGCGCUACAGAAAUGCGAUGAUUCCGUCUCUUUACAAGGGCUCUAACGGCGUAUUAUUGAGUUACGAUAUUUGCAACAAGAAAAGCUUCGAAAACUGCCUCGAUUACUGGCUGGAAGAAGUUCUCAAUGGCUGCUCAAACGAUCAGCUUUUGCGAGUCUACUUGGUUGGCAACAAAAUUGAUCUAUACAAGGUCAGACAGGUAACGCACGAAGAUGUGUUGCGACUCAUCGAUAAGGCCGAAAGAAAGUUCGGCUUGAAAAUUGCAGGCAAUUUUGAGGUGAGCUGUAAAUGGCAUCAAGUAGUGGAGCGUACCUUUAAUAUCAUUAUAAAAGAUCUGGUAGAGCAAGGUUGUUAUGAAAAUGAUUGCACUAUUCAAGAGGACUCACCUGAACCUGCACAGGUCUCUUCCGAUGAACCGACGUACCCAGGAACGAUAGGCAACACUGCGCCGCUUGAAAUUCAGAGAAGAGGGUCCACAGUCGUGCGGCGAAGAGCCAAAGAGAAGCCGAAGACGGUUGACAUUUCGAAGCCUCAGGGGUCAGAGAACAGGACAAGCGGAUCGACCUGUUGUGCUUAA
Lachancea meyersii CBS 8951 is the source of this 1263-nucleotide messenger RNA. The record is from the annotation of a GenBank genome assembly. Lineage: Eukaryota; Fungi; Ascomycota; Saccharomycetes; Saccharomycetales; Saccharomycetaceae.